CUGAGGACAGAGAAUGUCUAGCCCUUGGCUCCAUAUUGGGGGAGAAGGUCCCCCAAAGAGAAUACGGUCCUGAUUGGUGUCUGCUGCUUGGUUGAACAUUCAGAAAUUUAAAUGGUUCCUCAUGGUGUGGAGCAAGGGUGUCCAGUAGAGCAUUCUGUGAUGGCAGAAAUGUUCCCUAACCUGUGCCAUUCAGAGCAGUGGCCACGAGCCACAUACAAUUAGUGCACACUUGGGAUGUGGCCAGUGAGAAAGAAGGGCUGAGCUUUUGUCCUAGUUAAUUUAAAUUUAGUUGCCACACAUGUCUGUGGCCACCGUAUUGGACAACAUGGGUCUGGAGCAUGCACGGUCAUUCUAGCCCAGCAUUCCAGACCCUCCUCCAGCGGUCCACAUGGCCUCCUUUGUCACAUGUCAGGCUGCUGGCUGCAGUUGUCACUGCCGCUAUGCCUUUGUUCCUGUGGUCUUGUUUCUGGAGCAUCUCUCUGCUUGUCAGAAACCAGUGGACAAGCCCCCAUCUUCAGAGCCUCCCCUGAUUAUCCCCAAACAGAGAGGCCCCUGUAUCUGCCCUCCCUCCUGUUGUGAAGGGUGGAGUCCAUCACUGCUGCCCACAGCCCAUGCACUAGGCCCCGUGGCCUUUACACCAUUCGUCAGAUUCUGCUGUGCUGUAGCCAGGCUUGGGGGGUAGGUGGCCCUUCCUUGACUCCAUGUCCCUGCCAGGUGCUGCCCUGUUCCUGUCACUGCCACAGAAACUCUCAGAAGGGUUGUCUGGAUUCACUCAAGCUUUUUCUCCACCAGAGAUGAUUCUUGUUAAGGUCACCGGUGACCUCCAUGUUGCUCUGCAGGCUUCCUGCAGUCUGCAAGGCACCAUGAAUGCCAUCGUUGCUCUCUGUCACUUCUGCGAGCUCCAUGGCCCUCGUACUCUCUUCUGCACGGAGGUUCUCCAUGCCCCACUUCCUCAAGGGGCAGAGGACAGGGACAGCCCUGGGCAGGGCGAGCAGGCCGAGGAGGAGGAAGGCGGCAUUCAGAUGAGCAGCCGGAUCCGCGCGCACAGCCCAGCGGAAGGAGCCAGCACCGAGUCCAGCAGCCCUGGGCCCAAAAAGUCAGACAUGUGUGAGGGCUGCCGGUCGCUGGCUGCAGGACACCCAGGGUACAUCAGCCACGAUAAAGAGACCUCAAUCAAGUACGUCAGUCACCAGCACCCCAACCACCCCCAGCUGUUCAGCAUUGUCCGCCAGGCCUGUGUCCGGAGCCUGAGCUGCGAGGUCUGCCCUGGCCGUGAGGGGCCCAUCUUCUUUGGAGACGAGCAGCAUGGCUUUGUGUUCAGCCACACCUUCUUCAUCAAAGACAGCCUGGCCAGGGGCUUCCAGCGCUGGUACAGCAUCAUCACCAUCAUGAUGGACCGGAUCUACCUCAUCAACUCCUGGCCCUUCCUACUAGGGAAGGUCCGGGGCGUCAUCGAUGAGCUCCAGGGCAAGGCACUCAAGGUGUUCGAGGCAGAGCAGUUCGGGUGCCCCCAGCGUGCUCAGAGGAUGAACACAGCCUUCACGCCGUUCCUGCACCAGAGGAAUGGCAACGCUGCCCGCUCACUGACGUCACUCACCAGCGAUGACAACUUGUGGGCGUGCCUUCACACCUCCUUUGCUUGGCUCCUGAAAGCAUGUGGCAGCCGACUGACCGAGAAGCUCCUAGAGGGUGCACCGACUGAAGACACCUUGGUCCAGAUGGAGAAGCUCGCUGACUUAGAAGAGGAAUCAGAAAGCUGGGACAACUCCGAGGCCGAAGAAGAGGAGAAAGCUCCUGUGCUGCCAGAGGGUGCAGAAGGGCGACAGCUGAGCCAGUGCCCGGCAGGGUCCUCCUCACUGUCAGGCCGUGGGGGCUGGCAGCCCCGAAAGCCACCAGUCUUCAAGUCCCUUCGGCACAUGCGGCAGGUGCUGGGUGCCCCAUCUUUUCGCAUGUUGGCCUGGCAUGUUCUCAUGGGGAAUCAGGUGAUCUGGAAGAGCAGAGACAUGGACCUUGUCCAGUCAGCUUUUGAAGUUCUUCGGACCAUGCUGCCCGUGGGCUGUGUGCGCAUCAUCCCGUACAGCAGCCAGUACGAAGAGGCCUAUCGGUGCAACUUCCUGGGGCUCAGCCCUCACGUGCAGAUCCCCACCCACGUGCUGUCCUCAGAAUUUGCUGUCGUCGUGGAGGUCCACGCAACCGCCCGCUCCACCCUCCACCCAGUCGGGUGUGAGGACGAGCAGCCUCUGAGCAAGUACGAGUUCGUGGUGACCAGCGGGAGCCCUGUCGCCGCAGACCGAGUCGGCCCCACCAUCCUGAAUAAGAUCGAAGCGGCUUUGACCAACCAGAAUCUGUCUGUGGACGUGGUGGACCAGUGCCUCGUCUGCCUCAAGGAGGAGUGGAUGAACAAGGUGAAGGUCCUUUUCAAAUUCACCAAGGUGGACAGUCGGCCCAAAGAGGACACGCAGAAGCUCCUGAGCAUCCUUGGCGCGUCUGAGGAAGACAACGUCAAGCUGCUGAAGUUCUGGAUGACAGGCCUGAGCAAGACCUACAAGUCGCACCUCAUGUCCACUGUCCGCAGCCCCACCGCCUCGGAGUCACGGAACUGACCCCCCACCCACCGCACACAUCUUCUGGAAGUGGUGCUGGCAGUCCACAGACUGUCCCCAGCUCUGUGAGAGGAGGGGCUGUCCUUUGAGUUUCUGAGCUGCUGGGAUGGAGCAGUGUCCUUCCUAAGAAUGGGAACUGUUGGGGUUGGCUCUGCCCUCUGGGAUCCGGGGCCAGUGCCAUUCUCAGCACCCUCCCGCCCGCUGUGGGAAUCGCCCCGCUCUGAGGAAGGCAGUGGGAGGCGUAGGAACAACAGGAUCCCUCUGCGUCCGCGCUCCUGUGAGAGAAAGGCCGCAAGGAGCGCUGGCACCUAAGGCCUCUCAGAUGUAGACGUCAAAACCCGUAGGAGAAACGGGUUGGGCCAGUCCGACAUGGGUAUUUUAGCUGCAGUAACAUACCCUCUCUCCAGGUUAAUAUUCAAACCUUUCCCAUUCUGAAAUUAGCAAGAGUCUUAUCAGUUUUGUGUUUGAGUGCACGUUUUGCUACAGUUGUGAGUAUUCAGGACAAAUGCCGAUCUUUAGUCAUUUCUCGUCAUCUGGUUCCGAGUCAGGGCUCCGCAUUAAGGCUUUUGGGGGUGAAGUGGAUCUUUUCCUCACCUUCAGGUCCUCUGAAAUUCGUCUUCUGAAGUCAUGGGACUUGUCUUCUGAGGUGUCCCCUGCCAUCGCUGGUGACAUUAACCUGUAUCUGGUCGGUGGAGCCCGUGAUCAUUUUUAUUCAAUGAUUAUACUUUGCUGAAGUGUCAGAUCAAGCUGUCUGACUUGCCCAAUUCACUGUCUAUGGUGAGACCCAUAGUUUUACUCUAUAUCCCUUUUGCUUUUAUUGCUGCUUUCAACAUUUACAUUUGGCUGCAGUUAACAAUUUUUAGAGUAUGAUGAUUAAUAUAAUUUCAUCAUCUCACCAUAUAUAUAUAAGUGUAUAUAUAUAUAUAUUUUUUUUUUUUUUUUUAAGAGAUAGGCUCUUGCCAUGUUGCCUAGGC
Molecule: messenger RNA, 3577 nt
Organism: Lemur catta (Ring-tailed lemur)
Lineage: Eukaryota; Metazoa; Chordata; Mammalia; Primates; Lemuridae
Gene: FLCN
Product: folliculin
Exons: 12
Coding region: 702-2603 (633 amino acids)
Biological process (GO): positive regulation of transforming growth factor beta receptor signaling pathway; positive regulation of TORC1 signaling; negative regulation of transcription by RNA polymerase II
Cellular component (GO): cytosol
Molecular function (GO): GTPase activator activity
Source: RefSeq, a predicted model, not a curated record